Ilex paraguariensis (yerba mate) is the source of this 2607-nucleotide messenger RNA. Lineage: Eukaryota; Viridiplantae; Streptophyta; Magnoliopsida; Aquifoliales; Aquifoliaceae. The record is from the annotation of a GenBank genome assembly.
AGAUGGUUUCUUUGAUCAUUGAGGCUCUUGCUUGGUGCUCUAUGAUAGUUAUGAUUGGUGUGGAAACUAAAAUCUACAUCAGAGAGUUUCGAUGGUACCUCCGGUUUGGAAUACUUUAUGUUUUAGUGGGGGAUGCUGUAAUACUCAGUUUCAUUCUUCCGGUGAAGGAUUUAUACACAAGAUCUGUACUGUAUUCGUUCGUCAGUGGGCUUUCGUGCCAGGCUUUAUUCGGGAUACUUCUUCUUGUUUAUGUUCCUGGUUUGGAUCCUUACCCGGGUUAUGUCCCUCUAUAUGCCGAGUCUCUUGACGACACUAAAUAUGAAGCACUACUUGGAGGAGAGCAUAUUUGUCCAGAGAGACAUGCCAACAUAUUUUCCAGGAUAUAUUUUGGAUGGAUGACUCCUCUCAUGCAGCAAGGCUACAAAAAGCCAAUCACGGAGAAGGAUGUUUGGAAGUUAGACACUUGGGACCAGUCUGAGACAUUGAAUAGAAAGUUCCAGAAAUGUUGGGCUGAAGAGUCUCAAAGGUCAAAACCAUGGCUUUUACGUGCUUUAAAUUGUAGCCUUGGAGGAAGGUUUUGGUAUGGAGGCCUUUUCAAAAUUGGCAAUGAUCUUGCCCAGUUUGUGGGACCCGUUAUACUGAGCCAUCUCUUACAGUCUCUGGAGCAAGGUGAUCCUGCUUGGAUUGGUUACAUCUAUGCCUUCUCAAUUUUUGUAGGAGUGUCCUUGGGAGUGCUUUGUGAAGCUCAAUACUUUCAGAAUGUCAUGCGUGUUGGUUUCAGGCUUAGAGCAACCUUGGUGGCUGCUGUGUUUCGCAAGUCUUUAAGGCUAACCCACGAGGCUCGCAAGAAAUUUCCGUCUGGAAAGAUAACAAAUAUGAUGGCGACAGAUGCCAGUGCACUUCAGCAAAUAUGCCAACAGCUUCACGGUUUGUGGUCAGCUCCAUUCCGUAUUGUAAUUGCCAUGGUCCUUCUUUACCAGCAGUUAGGUGUAGCAUCACUUCUGGGUUCUCUUAUGUUGGUUCUCAUGUUCCCCAUACAGACAUUUAUCAUAAGCAAAAUGCGAAAACUUUCCAAGGAAGGACUGCAACGUACUGACAAGAGAGUCGGCCUAAUGAAUGAAAUUUUGGCUGCCAUGGACACUGUCAAAUGUUAUGCUUGGGAGAAGAGUUUCCAAUCAAAAGUCCAAAGCAUUCGGAGUGAUGAACUCUCAUGGUUCCGGAAAGCACAAUUACUGGGAGCGUGCAACAGUUUUGUACUAAACAGCAUUCCUGUUCUCGUGACUGUGGUAUCAUUUGGGAUGUUCACUUUGCUUGGUGGAGAUUUGACACCUGCAAGGGCGUUUACAUCACUUUCUCUGUUUGCGGUGCUACGCUUUCCGUUAAACAUGCUUCCGAAUCUAGUAACUCAGGUUGUAAACGCAAAUGUAUCAUUACAACGGCUGGAGGAACUAUUCCUAGCUGAAGAGAGAAUUCUUUUACCCAAUCCACCUCUUGAACCCGGGCUUCCUUCCAUUACAAUCAAGAACGGAUACUUUUCGUGGGAUUCCAAGGCUGAGAAGCCGACGCUAUCCAAUAUAAAUUUGGACAUACCAAUUGGCAGCCUGGUUGCAAUUGUAGGCAGUACCGGAGAAGGAAAGACAUCACUUAUAUCAGCAAUGCUUGGUGAGAUUCCUCCUUUGGCAGAUGCAAGUGUUGUCAUCAGAGGAUCGGUUGCUUAUGUUCCACAAAUUUCUUGGAUUUUCAAUGCUACCGUACGUGAAAACAUAUUGUUUGGAUCUAACUUCGAACGAGAAGGAUAUUGGAAGACUAUAGAUGUAACUGCGUUGCAGCAUGACCUUGACUUGCUUCCUGGGCAUGAUCUUACCGAGAUUGGUGAAAGAGGGGUAAAUAUUAGUGGGGGGCAAAAGCAAAGGGUCUCCAUGGCUAGGGCUGUGUACUCCAAUUCAGAUGUUUACAUCUUUGACGACCCUUUAAGUGCUUUAGAUGCUCAUGUUGGUCGCCAGGUUUUUAACAAAUGUAUCAAGGAAGAGUUGCAAGGGAAAACAAGAGUGCUCGUUACAAACCAGCUACAUUUCCUUCCUCAGGUGGACAGAAUUAUCCUGGUCUCUGAAGGUAUGGUGAAAGAAGAUGGAACUUUUGAGGAGCUUUCCAAGAAUGGCACACUAUUCCAAAAGCUAAUGGAAAAUGCAGGGAAGAUGGAUGUUCAUGUUGAUGAAAAUGCAGACUGGACAAAUCUUGACAAUAAUGCCUCAAAACCAGCUGCUAAUGGAGUUCUGAAUGAAUUUCCAAAAGAUGCAAGCUCUAGAAAUAAAAGAAAAGAAGGUAAAUCUGUCCUUAUUAAGCAGGAAGAACGUGAGACAGGUGUUGUCAGUUGGAACGUUUUGACGCGGUAAGAUUGCAUAUCUAUGAAAUUUUAUGCUUUGGUUCACAUAACUUUAUGUUUAUCCGAUAAUUUUUUAGUUCUUUUUAUGGUAAACUAAACAGAUCUUAAUCCUUUCUUAAACAAUAUGGAAAUCAGACCCCUUCAUUGAGUGUUCCAGUAGACACUGAAAAAAACUAAAAAUCGAACACAAAACAAAUAUACAACAUCCAAUAUCCUGUGACCGG